GUCAUGCAAGAGCAACCGUUUGUGAUCCAGCACUUGCGGUCCAUUAUAAUACACUCGUUGGAUACAUUCAACUAUACGAAUGCAGAGUUUGCUGGGGAACGAUUAUUGGCUCAGGAUCCUGAAGAUUUAGACUCGAUCUAUUUGUAUUGUUUGGUGUUGUUCCAUCAAAAAAAGUACAAAACAUGCUACAAUAGGUUGAUAAACCUUGAAGAUCACUUGGGAUGUUCGUAUCUUUUUGGAAAGCUGUGUUUACACUUGAAAAAAUAUAAGGAAGGGGUGUAUCAAUUGAUGAAGGUGAACUAUUUGUACAAUGAUUCAACCCUCAAACCACACCAAACGAGUGGCUUCGACGUCCAUCACUUCAGUUCUUCAUUCAACAGGUUCAACUAUGAAUCAAACCGGAAUGUGUUGCCAGAUGCUUCUGGUGUUUACCACUUAUUGGGGGAUUUGUAUAACAAGACUGGUGAUAUCAAAAACAGUUCUUUGAAUUACAGUUACUGCUUGAAAUUUAACCAAUUCGACUUUGAGGCGUUUCAGAAUGAUAAGGAGAGAUUGCGGUCGAGUCUCAAACGGAAUAAUUCCAACUCCAAUAUCCACUCGAAUGGCGAAAGCAGUGGUCUCGUUUCGGAGCCUGGCACCAUCAAAUCGGUGUUCACCUCCAAAGAAAUCGAAAGCUCGGAGAGCUUUUUGUUACAGUUAUACGUUGUGCUUGCACGAAGCUACAAAUGCUUCUCGAAAUACGACUGCUACAAAGCGAUAAGAAUUCUUGAGUCGUUGCCGGAGGCAGAAAAGAAUUCUCCAUGGGUUUUGAGCAAAUUGGGGCGGUUACAUUACGAGAUUGUCAACUACAAACAAAGUGAAGCAUUCUUCGUCAAGCUCCGGAUGAUGGACAGAACGCGAUUGGAAGAUAUGGAAUACUACUCAACCUUAUUAUGGCAUCUCCACAAAAAAAUUGAGUUGACGUAUCUUGCCAACGAGUUGUUCGAUUUGGACUCAAAGAAUGCCAUAACGUGGUGCGUGAUCGGAAACUUGUUCUCAUUAAACCGUGAACCUGACGAGGCUAUCAAAUGUUUUACCAAGGCCGUAAAAUUUGACGAGAAUUUCUCCUAUGCUUAUACCUUGAAAGGACACGAAUACUUCGGAAAUGACAAUUACGAGAUGGCUCUCGAAAACUUCCGAAUAAGCUUGGUGAUUGACCCGAGACACUAUAAUGCCUUGUACGGCAUUGGCAUGGUAUAUAUCAAUCUCGGUGACUAUCAAAAAGCCGAUUACCAUUUUCGAAGAGCCGUGUCUAUAAACCCCAUAAACAUCAUUUUGAUUUGUUGCGUGGGAAUGGUGCUAGAAAAAAUGGGUAAGAAGAACCUUGCGUUACGACAAUACGAAUUGGCAAAUAAAUUGCAGCCAUUGAACCCGUUGCCCAUCUUCAAAAAGGCCCAACUCCUUUUCACGAUGCAGCAAUUCCAACAGUCACUUCAGUUAUUUGAGGUAUUAAAGGACUUGGCACCCGAUGAAGCAUCGGUUCACUUUCUUCUAGGCCAAUUGUACAACAUCCAAGACAACAAGCACCAGGCCAUCAAAGAAUUCACUAUUGCCCUAAACUUAGACCCGAAGGGCAACUAUCUUAUCCGUGAAGCCAUGGAAUCUUUGCAGGAAAAAUCAUAGGAUCAAUAAUAAUAUUCCACAAAAUAAAACCUUAAUUCACGUGAACGCCGGGUAAGAUCCCUGCUGACACGUUUAAAAUAAACAAUAACCAAGCUUGUGUAACAUCUGGCGAACGUAGGGAAUAAUGCACAGUGGGUUGCUACUACCAGUAAUGAAAUUCCGAAACAAUAGCCAAUGAUUCACUGUAAUCUUGGGCCAAGCGCUCACAUGACCCUUAUCCU
Molecule: messenger RNA, 1883 nt
Organism: Yamadazyma tenuis ATCC 10573
Lineage: Eukaryota; Fungi; Ascomycota; Pichiomycetes; Serinales; Debaryomycetaceae
Source: RefSeq, a predicted model, not a curated record